Molecule: messenger RNA, 1773 nt
Organism: Ostreobium quekettii
Lineage: Eukaryota; Viridiplantae; Chlorophyta; Ulvophyceae; Bryopsidales; Ostreobiaceae
Source: the annotation of a GenBank genome assembly
AUGGACGUACUUGGGUCCAUCGCCCAAGCUGUGCCGUCGGCCAACCUCACAUCCCUUCGACUUGUCAGCCGUCGAUGGUGCUGCGCUGUGGACAGAUUGGCCAUCAAUCGCGUGACCAUAUCCAGAAGAAAGCUGCCUUAUGUGGGCACGAUGGGGGAUGCUCUAUGUGCUCUGGGCACCAGAUUUGACGGUCUCCGGGAGCUGAAGAUCGACGUCGCAGCAUUUGGUGCUAAGUUUCCUGCCACAGUGGUGGUGCCCAAGGGCCAAGUGGAGCAGAUAAAGGCAGCGAUUGGGGCACCUUGGCUCGGAGACCCCACCCACAUCUUUGGCCUUGUGCAAUCUCUGACUGCCCUUGACCUCUCCUACACGCUUGUUGGCAGCGAAGUCUUUGCUCAGCUGUCGGCAUUCGCUAAGCUGAGGCACCUGGACUUGUCCCGUACGGGCAUGGAGAGCAGCAGCCUGGCAGGCCUGGCUGGACUCACAAGGCUGACAGAGCUCAACCUGGAGGGGUGCAAACGUGUUGGAGAUCAAGGCAUGGCAGCCCUCGCCACCCUUACUGCCCUCAUUUCCAUUGACCUCAGCAACACCUCCGCCGGGGAUGACGGAGCCAUGCACCUCUCCUGCUUGACCUGCCUCAGAUCGUUCAUUGCCACUGGCACUGGCAUUGGCACGGAGGGCAUCUCUCAUCUGUCUGCAUGCACGGGGCUGACAUGUGUACGCAUUCACCAGACAGGCUAUGCAGGACAGGAAGAUGCAGCCUUGUUGCUGGCCCACAGCCAGCUCAGGUGUCUCUUCCUGGGUUCCUGCAAGCAGAUCACCAAUCUGCACUGCCUGUCCUCCCUCACCCACCUCACAGCACUGAAUCUGAAUAUCCCGCACACUGGGGCAGAGGGGCUGACCUUCCUUCCUUCAUUGUCCGGCCUGACGAGUCUGGAUCUGAGUUGCGUGGACUUGGGCGAUGCACUGGGGUUCACCUGCUUGGGAGCCUUGACAGGUCUCACCUGGCUGGACUUGGAUGCCACCAGCCUGACCAAUGAAGAUGUGGCUGAGCUGGAGCACCUGACAGCACUCAGGGCGCUUUCCCUCGCCGAGGUCCGGAUCAGCAAAGAUGGCAUUGCCAACCUGUCCAGCCUGUCUGCCCUGGAGGAGCUCAACUUGGCGGGCACCCUCACCACCAGUGAUGCCAUUACACUGCUGGUUGUGCUCACCCGGCUGAGGUCCAUCAACUUGUGUUACACGCCCCUGUUUAACAAGGGCAUCUGGCUGGUGGCCUCGCUCAGUGGGCUCAAGUCACUGGACCUCAGCUCCACCCAGAUCGACAUGGUGGCCAUGCAGCAUCUGCUUGCGCUUACCCUUCUGGAGUGCCUGCACUUGGAGAGCACAGGGAUGAGCGACUUGGUGGCAGGCUCACUGACGUGCCUGGCCCGCCUGAAGCUGCUCAGCGUGGCUAACAACCCCGUUGGCAAUGCUGCAUUGGCGAAUUACUCAUUCCUCAGUGCCCUCGAAUGCCUGAGCCUGAAGGGGACCAGGGUGGGCAGAGUGGGGAUCAUGUGCCUGUCGGGCCUGUGCAGGCUGCACACCCUAAACCUGUAUGGCACGGGGGUGGAUGACUCAUGCCUGGAGGCCAUCUUGGGGAUCGCCAGCCUGACAACGGUUGACCUUGAGGGCACGCAGGUGGAGCAGUUCGAUGCCCUGGAGACACUGAACAUGCGGAACACGAUGAUGGGGUUUACAUGGUCGAUGACGCCCGCGGAUGCAUGGACUGAGCCCUGA